ACAAAAUACAAUUAAUUUUAAGAUAUUUAUACAAGUCAUCAGGCGAAGGCCAUGUGACUUUUUUAUUUUGAUAUUUUGAUAUUGGCACACGACCGAUACUUUCCUUGCCCAGUCGGCAUGCUAAUGUAUUCGAUAGUUUUUGAAUAAUUCGCAUAAUCAUAUUUGCAUGAGUAAAUAUGCGGAAGAAUCUCUCGUCUUAACACACACAAUUAAAUCACGGUCUAUAAGGACUAUUGACUGAUUACUCUCCCGUUACUACGUUAUAAAGCGAAUGCUGGAGAGGAGCAAUUCAGUAGUCCUUGUGCGGUGUUCGUGCGUCGUCAGGAUUCAUUAUCCACCGCAGGUCUUCUCGAAUUUUUUUUCUGUGCAACAAGAAGAUCGUGUAACAUCCAAAUACGUGAUUCAAAAUGUGGACUGUCUCAUUAGUAUUCAUCAGUUUGCUGUGUGCAUUAAUACCAUCGACGCAUUCUCAAGAUCAAUGUCAGAAUCCAGAAGGACAACCCGGUAUAUGCAUCAAUAUCAAGUCGUGUACAGUUUUAUUGAAUCUUUUGAAAACGAAAUCGCAAGAUCCAGUGGUGGGCAAUUUCCUUCGUGCUUCCCUUUGUGGCUUCAUUGGUAAUGAUCCUCUGGUUUGUUGUCCAUCCGAUACUGAUGCCGGAGGUACGAAUGGCUUGGAAGACAAUCGAGACAAUCGAAAGGAAAUUACAAAUACUCCAUAUGGGCCCUUACUUCCGCCUUAUUGCGGAUUCAGUAAUGUAACGCUACGCAGAAUCGUCGGUGGCGACCCAGCUCCAUUAGGCGCGUGGCCUUGGAUCACUGCUCUCGGAUACAGAAAUUCGAAAAAUCCAAAUGUUCCAAGAUGGCUUUGCGGCGGUGUCUUAAUUUCUAGUCGACAUGUACUUACCGCUGGACAUUGCGUUUACGGACGGUCGGAUUUAUACAAAGUGCGUAUCAGCGACUUGGAUCUCAACAGCGAUUACGACGGAGCGGAACCGUUUGAGGAUUUUAUCGAAAGAAUGACAGUGCAUCCCGAAUACAAUCCCAAGAGUUACACGAACGAUGUGGCAGUUUUGAAAACGACUCAAGAAAUACCAUUUACAUAUUUGCGUCAUCCCAUUUGUCUUCCGGUGGAUGAUUUUAAUAGAAAUAAAAAUGUAGAGAAUACGUAUCCUUUUGUCGCCGGAUGGGGAUCUGUUUAUUUCCAUGGCCCAACAAGCACUCGACUUUUACAGACGCAAAUUCCUGUGACUACGCAGCAAGAAUGCAAAAAUGCUUUUCGAAACUUUCGGACAACGGUUAUUGACAAUCGCGUUUUAUGCGCCGGAUUUGCUAAUGGUGGAAAAGACGCUUGUCAGGGUGAUAGUGGUGGACCUCUGAUGAGUAUUAAUCCACGAAAUCAGCAUACGUUUUAUGUAAUCGGGGUAGUAUCGUACGGUUUCAAGUGCGCUGAGCCAGGUUUUCCAGGUGUAUAUACAAAAGUUACAGAAUUCUUAGAUUUUAUCACAAGUCAAUUAGUAUAAAUAAUUUUCUCUAAUAAAGAAAAUACAGUUUUACAAUUGGCAAUGUUGAAAACUUGAAUAUGAAUUUUGAAUGAAGUUUAAAAACAAUAUUCCACCUCUCAUCUCUUGUAAUAUAAAUAAAAUUGUUUUAUAUA
Molecule: messenger RNA, 1654 nt
Organism: Pogonomyrmex barbatus (red harvester ant)
Lineage: Eukaryota; Metazoa; Arthropoda; Insecta; Hymenoptera; Formicidae
Product: venom serine protease Bi-VSP
Biological process (GO): proteolysis
Molecular function (GO): serine-type endopeptidase activity
Source: RefSeq, a predicted model, not a curated record